This is a messenger RNA of Ostertagia ostertagi, 201 nucleotides long. The record is from the annotation of a GenBank genome assembly. NCBI's taxonomy places the organism in Eukaryota, Metazoa, Nematoda, Chromadorea, Rhabditida, Trichostrongylidae.
AUGAUUUCCGACGUCGUGCACCUCACAAACGUUCGAGCAGUUGCACUGCGUUCUGGGCCGGAUAUGGUGGUCGCUACUCCUGGACGUCUGAUUGAUCAUCUGCAUAAUUCGUCAUCGUUUUCUCUCAACAAUAUCGAGAUUCUUGUUUUGGAUGAGGCGGAUCGUAUGCUCGAAGAAGCAUUCAAGGAGCAAAAUGAAUAG